Molecule: messenger RNA, 4707 nt
Organism: Plasmopara halstedii
Lineage: Eukaryota; Oomycota; Peronosporomycetes; Peronosporales; Peronosporaceae
Product: protein serine threonine kinase
Exons: 1
Coding region: 1-4707 (1568 amino acids)
Biological process (GO): transcription by RNA polymerase II; RNA polymerase II preinitiation complex assembly
Cellular component (GO): transcription factor TFIID complex
Molecular function (GO): TBP-class protein binding; histone acetyltransferase activity; RNA polymerase II general transcription initiation factor activity
Source: RefSeq, a predicted model, not a curated record
AUGACGCCUACCCAACAUAACGGGAUUGCGCUGUCAAGCUCACCUUUAGGUUGGAGCCCUACAAGGACUUUGGACACUCCCGCAUCCAUAAAGUAUGACGAUUCCUUUUUGGAAAAGCCACCGCUGUCCGCUGCCUGCCCAAGUGAUGAGUCUUCGCCGCGAAAGAAGGUGCAUUCUAAAUCCAUUGACUUUGCUGCCCUGUACAAGCGAUCUUCGCGCGAUUUGGAUAUGCUGGUGACGCUACGGGCUUUUGAAAAAGAGCUAGAAACGGUAUCGAUACAGCACAGACUACAACGACAGACUUUGGCAGCGGAAGCGACAACGUUAAGGUUCGCAUCGGACCAGCUGCAGCAGCUACUGACGACUCAGGAGGUUGGAGGGACUGAAAAUGCGGCAGGAAAAGAACAAACGAUGCAUCCACAUCCUCCAAGGGCUGCCGAAGACAAAGGAAAGCCUAUGCGUCGCUUCCUACCGUCGUCCGAGACGCCAUUUGUCAUCACGGCGGCUACUGGAGGAAGACCCGGUGGACUUGCGGACUCGGAAGACGAAAUCGAUGCGCAGUACCACAAAGUACAGCAGAUUCGUUGGGAAGAGAAUAUUAUAUGGGGAAUUGACUUUAACGCAUCCCGGAAACAUGACAAGGAGAAGCAAGACGAAAUCGUCGAGGUAGAAGACUCAGUAGGUAAAGUCACGGAAGUGAAGAAAGACAGCAACCAGGCGGCAGCAAAGGUGAUCAGUAGGCAAGCUCAGACGAAUAAAAGUAGAUUGAACACAUCCAAGCAAUCAGCAGUGGUAAAAGGGCAGGAACCGAAAGUGUCAUCUAAAUUUUGUGGUGAGAAAUUUGAUAUGAUGAAACCAAGGAAUUACCGAUGGGAGCUAGAUGAUUUCAAAAAGGCGAAAGGAGAGAGGAAACAGCCGGAAAAGACGACAAAAAAAACGUUGUCGUGUCCGCUGAAUAGAGAGUUGCAGGAUGACUCGUGGGUGGCUGCUAUUGGUUGGAAGUCGACGCAAGACAUGCCUGAAAGCAAACUUGUGCUGGAUGACAAUGAUGCAUCACUCAUUUACUCUGUAUCAGAAAUGGAGGACGUACGUCCCACUUUACGUAUUCCUGAACGAAAGCUGGGAGCAGCUGAACAGCGUCUAGCACAGCUUGACAAGCAGCGCAUCGAGAAGAAGCAACGUAUUGAUGAGGUCAUGGGCAAUCUCGAGUUUGGUGAGCAGACUGCGGAAGGCCGACUUGGCACAGAAGGAAGUGGCAAAAAGUCAAAAGACACGCGUGUGGUCAAGAAUAUUGGGUAUGUGCACCAUUCACUGCCAGCCAUGAAGCUUUCACUCACAAAACCGGAACUACCUAAGACAAAACUGCGUGAUUUUCACCGACCGCGGGGUAGAUUUAAAAUUAAUGAGCGACUUCAGUUUAUGCCACCUCCUCCGGGUGCUGCUAAAUUAGCCCCGCAGGAAGAGAGUGCCAUGGUGACACAAAUUAAAAAGAGCUCUGAUUUGAAUCCAACUGCUGGUGGCAAAUUGAUCCUGAUAGAAUACACAGAGCAGCACCCUCCCAUGCUGUCAAAUCCGGGUAUGGCGUCCCGUAUUCUCCACUAUUGGCGGCCACCAGAAGAUGCGUCAGCAGGAUUGGGGAUUCUGGGAAAGAAAAAAGUCCGCAAGACGCGCCCUAAACCACCAGAUAUGAAAAUGGGCCAAGUCAUUACUCUUGGCGAUCACGAUGAGUCUCCAUUCGUUGGCGAUAUUCCUCCCGGACGUGUAGUAACAUCAUUAAACUCAAAACUUUAUAAGGUGCCUAUUUUUCCGCACAAGCCAACUAUUCCGUUUGCCGCGAGUCCUGACGCGCGGGAACGCAACAACUCGGACAUUUUCCUAAUGUGUCGCUCCGUGACCAAAGGAAAGAAAGGUGUGACAAUUGAUAAGUCAGGCGGGCUUGGAGCUCCAAAAACUACUGUGUAUAUCAUGGAGUUGCCUGAGGUUUAUGUUGCAGGUCAAAUUGAACCUCAAAUUGAAGUCCCAGCACCGAACUCUCGCAGUGCAAAUGAGUUCAUUAGGCCGUACAUGUCAUUUCACAUACUCAGGCUUUUUAAGAAAGCGAGUGAUGGAGAGCGAUUGAAGAUCGAGGACAUUGCACGUGCUUUUCCAAAUCAGUCGGGCACUGCUAUACGUAAGCGAAUGAAAGAGGUUGCUACAUUUGAGCGUGGUGGCAACGAUUCUGGGUGGUGGAAGAAAAAGCCGACGUCACAAUUGCAAAGCGAAGAAGAAAUUCGCGCUAGCAUUCCUCCUGAAAGUGUGUGCCUCUACGAAAGCAUGAUGUCUGGCCACAGACGGCUACUGGAUAUUGGACUGACCAAGCUAUUCACGCCAUCUGGCGUCAACGGAGCAAUCAACCAUUUGAUUCGACGGUUGGAAUUACGUAAAAAUUCGUUGUCGACGCGUCUUGUUCCUACCAACUUGGAGAGGCGUGCGCGGGAGAAAGCACAGUCUGAACUUUGGAAAAAAGAUCCUGUCGUGCGCAAACUUGAGAAGGAUAUCCAAGUCGCUCGGUACAUUAAUGAGCAGCUGCAACUUACUCCUUGGAAUCUGACAAAUAAUUACGUCGAAUGCCAUCUACAGGGAAAAGGUUCUGGCAUGCUUCAACUUGGUGGCAUUGGUGAUCCUACUGGUCGGGGUGAAGGCUUCAGUUUUGUGCGUGUGCCACAGUCUCGCGCAAAGAAGAAGGACGGCGAGGAAGAUGCAGCUCCAACAACCGAGAGCAAAAUUAGCGCAGAGACUGCAGCUGUGCAGAAAGCUGUAGCUGCUGUCACUGGUACAACUGCCGAUUUGCGUAAACUUAAGAUGAAGGAGGCCGGUGAUGUGCUGCGCAAUCUGGGUCUGGCGGAUGCAGAUAUUAAGAAGCUGCGUCGUUGGGAUCGAAUCCAUAUGGUGCGUGAGCUUAGUAGUCGAGCAACAGCCCACGGUGUUGCUGGCAGUCUGAGUAAAUUCGCACGUGGCGCGCGUAAGUCUCUAUCAGCCCAGCAGCAAGAAUACCGCAAAAAGUGUGACGUGAUCUAUGAGCGACAAAUGGACGUGCUUAGCUCAACAAAAACUACGUUCUCAUCCGACGAAGAGUCUGACGGUGAUGAUGAGCUUGACGAACUGGGAGCUGAUGUGGAGGCUGAUAUAUUAGGAGGAACAGAUACAAAACGCGGCCCGAAAAAUUUAUUUCGUAGUGGAGGCGGGGGUCUCAAUCGCUCGAAGGAGGUGCUUGCGGAGCGUGAGGAUGCUGUAGAGCUGCGUCGUCUUAUGGAGGAGAUGAACGAGGAUGCUGGACCCAGUGCAAACGCUAAACCUACAAGUGCUGUUCGACGUCCUGACGUCGAUACAAACGGCCUGCGCAAUCAGCUGCGAGCAAGCGGGAUAAAAGAGGGCGGAACCGGGGCAAGUGGCAUCUCUUCAGUCUCAAAUAUUGGUAUGCGAUCAAAUAUCAUAUCACGCGGUGGUUCGACGGUGUCGUCUGCCUUAGCAACGCCUACUGGCCAAUUAUCGCGAGUAUCUUCACCAGCACAUGGGAGCCGCACACCUCUUUUAUCUGAGCCAUCGAGUGCCUCAAAGAAGAUUCCUGGACGGAAAGUAUUGAAGCGCGUUGUGCGUACCAUUGAAGAGGAUGGAACGGAGACUGUACAUAUCCAUUUUAUCGUCGAUGACAGGCAAAUAGCUCGAUUCCGCGCAAUGCAGCAGCGGAGGGACCGCCAACAUAAAGCUGAUGAACGUAACCAGCUUCGUAAGCGCAAGCGUAUGCUUGCACUUGAGGAUGAUGGCUCUGGUCAGAGCAUGCUGGAUAAAGCGAAGCGACGUAAGCAGUUACAAGAAGAGUUGAAGCAAUUGGCGAAGACGGAAGCGCACAACAAAGGUUACCAAGAAAUGCUCAAGAAAGGUGAGGCUGGUGAUGAUGUUGAUGGCGACGUCGGUGAUGAUGGGAGUGGUAAGGGUGUGAUUCGUUGUACGCAGUGCUUGCAGAUUGGACACAUGCGCACAAACCGCAGUUGUCCAUUAUACAUGGCGGAUGAAGCUCGCUCGAAAAAGACAGGACUAUUGUCCGAAAAGCAAGCAAAUGCUGUUCUUGCGGAUUCAUCAAAUUUGAAGGUAAAGAAGAAUUCCUCAAUUAUUAGCGGUGGCGAUUCCAGCACCAAAAUUACCGUAAACUUAGCUGAGCUGCGUGAAGGCGCGCGCAAACACAACGCAGAAAAGAAGCGCAAGCGAGAAAUGGAAGUGCGGGAGCAGGCAGAGUUGUACAAGAGGCCCUAUGCGAAAAGCGCCAUCAAACAAAGCCGCUCGCGUAUGCCGGUGGAGCAUGUUAAUAACGCGCUGGAAGUAGUUGUGCAGCGGCUGCUUGAAAUGCCAGAAAGCGAAAUAUUUCGUGCACCGGUCGAUGCGAGCACAGUCCAUAACUACUACCAGAUUGUGAAACAACCGAUGGAUUUGAGCACGAUUCAUCGCAAGAUUGUAGCAAAAGAGUAUGAUUCGAUGCGGGAAUUUGUCAAAGACUUGGAGCUCAUGGUGAAUAAUUCGCGCAUAUUCAACGGCGACCCAACCAAGUCGGUCAUUACAGCCAACGCUCAAAAGGUAUUGCGUCGUGCGCAAGACGAGAUGGCAGUAUUAAAUGCCGAGGGGGGCAUGACUCCGACGACGCCAACAACAUCAACGACAGGUAUGCUGAAGUAA